Vidua macroura (Pin-tailed whydah) is the source of this 820-nucleotide messenger RNA. RefSeq lists its product as uncharacterized. NCBI's taxonomy places the organism in Eukaryota, Metazoa, Chordata, Aves, Passeriformes, Viduidae. The transcript has 2 exons. The record is from RefSeq and is a predicted model, not a curated record. Bases 8 to 820 code for a protein of 270 amino acids.
CCCGGCCAUGCGGACCUUUGGAAGCCGAGCCCAGCCAGAGCUGCGGGGCCGCCUCCAGCCCGCAGCUGCUCCGCACGCAGCCGGGAGAGCGCGGCGGUCGCCAAGGAAACCGGAGAUUGCCGCAGCGAUUGCCAGCCCGGCUGCUGCCGCUCCGGCGGGGCCGGGGAUGAGCUUGGAGUGCCUCUCCAGGGCUCUCCUUGAGACGGGGACACCGCUCCAGCCGCGGGGGGACGGCGCUUUUCCGUCUCCUGCGGCCCCGGCGCUUCAGCGCUUGGCCCCGCACGCACAGCGAGGGCUCUGGAGGAGCUCUCGGCGCUCACGGAGCUCCAGGGGCCGCCGGGCAGGGCCCUGUGCCCGGGGAUUGACACCGGAGAGGGGCAGGGACACCGCGGUGCCGCGGUGGAACCUCACAGCAGCCCUGCAGCGCUCUCCUCCACAGAGCCUCGCCACGGAACCAUGGAAAGGUCUGGCUCGGAAGGGACCUUGGAGGCCGUUCAGUGGCAUCAUGCCCGUGGCCUCUGUGGCAGCUCCACGUCCCCCUGGGGCACCUCUGCAGGUGGGGCCAGGGGACAAUCCCCUCGUGGACAAGGAGCAGCCGGGACACCGAGCCUCGGCCCGGCUCCUCGCAGCUCCUGGGGCAGCUUCAGUGUCCCUGAGCACCGCCGGCGCCACCAGGGCCAGCUCCUGCUGGGGACACAGACCAUUCCCCAGGAUCCGCCCUGGUGAUGGGGAAAACCUCUUCUGCCAGAGCGGCUGGAAAAGCUGCGCGGGGAAACACCUGCAGAGGCCUCGGGGAUCCCACAGGAUGAUGGAGCGCUGA